CUCUACCUAUAACUCAAAGGUCAUCUAAUCUCCCUAUAUAAACAUCUUAUAACUUAACUAACUAUGUACAGUUUGCACUUAUAACACAUUAUAUCUCAAUAAGUAAUUCAGGUUUUCCCAUAAACUCGCAGUCAUGAGUUUCGUAAAUAAUGGUAAUGUUGUGUUUUCAGAAGAACAGGAAGCUCUUGUGAUUAAAUCAUGGAAUGUUAUGAAAAAGAACUCUGCUGAACUUGGUCUCAAGAUGUUCUUGAAGAUCUUUGAGAUUGCACCAACAGCAAAGAAACUGUUCUCUUUCCUUAGGGAAUCUGAUGUCCCCUUGGAGCAGAACUCAAAGCUCAAAGCUCAUGCUAUGUCCGUUUUUGUCAUGACGUGUAAAUCAGCUUCUCAGCUAAGGAAGGCUGGUAAGGUGACUGUGGGUGAGGCUAGCUUGAAGCAUUUGGGUGCUACACACUUAAAAUAUGGAGUUGUUGAUGAACAUUUUGAGGUGACAAGAUUUGCGCUUUUGGAAACGAUAAAAGAAGGGGUUCCUGAGAUGUGGUCAGUAGACAUGAAGAAUGCAUGGACUGAAGCUUUUAAUCAGUUAGUUGGUGCUAUUAAGUCUGAAAUGAAGCCUGCUUCAGAAGCUUAAGUUUAAUUGAAAGAGUUUAAUUUUGACAAUAAGGAAAUUGGUUUUGAUAUGAAUGAAUAAAUGCACAAUUCAAUCAUUGCAUUAUAUUUUACUUUCUUGUAAUCCAUUUGAUCUAUACAUAGUGUGAAGUGAGAUUGAUCUCUUGGGAAUGUAUAUAUCUACUGUUUCAUUGAAUAUUAUUAGUUAUCUAUUAAAAGGCUUAAGAGUAUUAUCUUGUUGAAAUUAUAACCCAAGUGUAAUUAUUAGGGGAUUUUGGACGACUCAAACU
Amaranthus tricolor (Joseph's coat) is the source of this 896-nucleotide messenger RNA. Its product is annotated as non-symbiotic hemoglobin 1-like. Lineage: Eukaryota; Viridiplantae; Streptophyta; Magnoliopsida; Caryophyllales; Amaranthaceae. The record is from RefSeq and is a predicted model, not a curated record. Gene Ontology annotation, molecular function: heme binding; oxygen binding. The transcript is spliced from 5 exons. The coding region runs from base 134 to 628 and encodes 164 amino acids.